Molecule: messenger RNA, 2224 nt
Organism: Culicoides brevitarsis
Lineage: Eukaryota; Metazoa; Arthropoda; Insecta; Diptera; Ceratopogonidae
Gene: Hsc70-3
Product: endoplasmic reticulum chaperone BiP
Exons: 3
Coding region: 162-2114 (650 amino acids)
Biological process (GO): endoplasmic reticulum unfolded protein response
Cellular component (GO): nucleus; endoplasmic reticulum lumen; membrane
Molecular function (GO): ATP binding; ATP-dependent protein folding chaperone
Source: RefSeq, a predicted model, not a curated record
CUAACCAUUCGUUUGCCGACACGUAAUGGACACGUCAUUUUAGCGAGAGAAACUCGCAGCGUCACCCGAAUUCACCUUAUUAUAAAUCGAAAAUUCAAGAAGAAAGCAUUAAUUGAAAGAGAAUAGGAAACCAUUAAAAAAUAAAAUAAAUUGAAUAAAAGAUGUGGAAAAUUAUAUUUUUCUUCAUUGGCAUUCUUUGCCUGUCAAGUGCGGAAGAAAAAAAAGACAUAGGCACCGUUAUUGGAAUUGAUUUGGGAACCACAUAUUCUUGCGUUGGCGUGUACAAAAAUGGACGAGUUGAAAUCAUUGCUAAUGACCAAGGAAACCGUAUUACUCCAUCUUACGUAGCAUUUACCGCCGAAGGUGAAAGAUUGAUCGGUGAUGCGGCAAAAAAUCAGCUUACGACUAAUCCGGAAAAUACAGUGUUUGACGCUAAACGUUUGAUUGGUCGUGAAUGGACAGAUUCCACGGUUCAAAAUGAUGUAAAGUUCUUCCCAUUUAAAGUUGUUGAGAAAAACAGUAAGCCACACAUUAGUGUUGAAACGAGUCAAGGAGCAAAAGUUUUUGCUCCAGAGGAGAUUUCCGCCAUGGUUUUGCUGAAGAUGAAAGAAACUGCAGAAGCCUACUUGGGAAAACAAGUUACACAUGCUGUGGUUACAGUACCUGCCUACUUUAACGAUGCCCAAAGACAAGCAACUAAGGAUGCCGGGGUUAUUGCUGGUUUAAAUGUUAUGCGUAUCAUUAAUGAACCUACUGCUGCCGCUAUUGCCUACGGUUUGGAUAAGAAAGACGGAGAAAAGAAUGUUUUGGUAUUCGAUCUUGGAGGUGGUACCUUUGAUGUGUCUCUUUUGACAAUUGACAACGGCGUUUUCGAAGUCGUAGCAACGAAUGGCGAUACACAUCUUGGAGGUGAAGAUUUCGAUCAAAGAGUAAUGGACCACUUUAUCAAACUGUAUAAAAAGAAAAAAGGAAAGGAUAUUCGCAAAGAUAACCGUGCUGUCCAAAAAUUACGCAGAGAAGUCGAAAAGGCAAAGAGAGCUUUGUCCGCGAAUCAUCAAGUCAAAAUUGAAAUUGAGUCGUUCUUUGAAGGAGAAGAUUUCUCAGAGUCAUUAACCAGAGCCAAAUUUGAAGAGCUCAACAUGGAUUUGUUCAGAUCAACGUUGAAGCCAGUGCAAAAAGUAUUGGAAGAUGCUGACAUGAACAAAAAAGAUGUAGAUGAAAUUGUUUUGGUUGGCGGUUCAACACGUAUUCCCAAGGUUCAACAAUUGGUAAAAGAAUUUUUCAACGGAAAGGAGCCCUCACGUGGCAUCAAUCCCGAUGAAGCUGUUGCAUACGGAGCUGCAGUGCAAGCUGGAGUUUUGUCCGGAGAGCAAGACACAGAUGCCAUUGUUUUGUUGGAUGUCAAUCCUCUUACUAUGGGAAUUGAAACCGUUGGAGGUGUAAUGACAAAACUAAUUCCUCGUAAUACCGUUAUUCCAACUAAAAAGUCGCAAAUUUUCUCCACUGCUUCGGAUAAUCAACACACAGUAACUAUCCAAGUCUACGAAGGUGAACGACCUAUGACCAAAGAUAAUCACUUGCUGGGCAAGUUUGAUCUCACUGGAAUUCCACCUGCGCCACGAGGCAUUCCUCAAAUUGAAGUCUCCUUUGAGAUUGAUGCUAACGGAAUUUUGCAAGUGUCGGCAGAAGAUAAGGGAACUGGAAAUAGAGAAAAGAUUGUCAUUACCAACGACCAAAACAGAUUGACGCCAGACGAUAUCGAUCGCAUGAUCAAAGAUGCUGAAAAGUUUGCGGACGAAGAUAAAAAACUAAAAGAACGUGUUGAAGCAAGGAAUGAAUUGGAAAGCUAUGCUUACAGUCUCAAGAAUCAAAUCAACGACAAAGAAAAGUUGGCAGCAAAAUUGACUGAUGAAGAAAAAACUACGAUGGAAGCUGCCGUUGAUGAGAAAAUCAAGUGGUUAGAAGAAAACCAAGAUACCGAUGCAUCUGCAUACAAGGAACAAAAGAAAGCUCUCGAAGACGUUGUCCAACCAAUUAUUGCCAAGCUGUAUCAAGGAGCUGGAGGAGCCCCACCACCAACUGAGAAUGAAGAUGACUUAAAAGAUGAACUAUAAUGUCGAUAAGUCUGUUAGUAAGAUCAAAAAAUUCAUUCGAAAAGACUCUGUGUAAUUCUUACGUUUCUUAUUUAUAAUUAAAAUAAUUAAUAAUAAUAAAAAACAAAAUA